Molecule: messenger RNA, 7295 nt
Organism: Lytechinus variegatus (green sea urchin)
Lineage: Eukaryota; Metazoa; Echinodermata; Echinoidea; Temnopleuroida; Toxopneustidae
Exons: 15
Coding region: 873-4574 (1233 amino acids)
Source: RefSeq, a predicted model, not a curated record
AAGAUUGUGUAAACCUGUAUCGUUUCUUUCAUGGAUUGGAUAGACUCUCUACUACUCCUUAUUCAAUGGCAGAGGACGAUUGUGGAUUGUAUUGCAUGGUUUUUUUAAAUGUUUUCACUGCUAUGACAUGCUUUAUCGUGCAGUGACUACGUUCCGUCAGAGAUAAGAAUCAGGGCACAGGAUUUACCUCAUCACCUAACCACUGCUCUAAAUAGCCUUAUCCACAGGUAUAUUCCUGUAACAUUCAAUUUUGGACAGUUUGUAUUAUGCAGAAUUGCCUUCAGAUAUUACACAGAGACAUAUUUUAUCAUUGAUUUGAUUAUUAUUGAUGACUAAAUAAUGGGGUAUCUUUGAGUAAGGAAAACAUCAGGAGACUGUCGUUCAUCAAGAGUUCAUGUUGUAAAAAGUGCAGAUAGAAGUCGAACUCACUCUACCUUUCUCUGCAUGUGGGACUGAAACGAAGACAGGAAUCAUUUUGUGCUUCUAACACUUGUAUCCAUGCCAAAUUUACACUCUCCUAGUGUUGGUCACUCAUUGAUACAAUGAAUAGAGUGCCAUGAUGUUAUUAUGCUUGAGAGACUUGUUAAUCUUUGAGAAAAACUUGCUUUACACAUCAUUUGAAUAUUGACAUAUCUUUUCCACCAUCAUACCUUGGAUGUUAAUGGGUAAACAGCUGAAGUGGAGUCAGAUCAGUAACCUACCAACUUGACUCUUCCAAAGAUUCGACAAUUUUGGAGGUUCUACCAUUUUUCUAUCAUCAUAUUUAUCUUAUAUUUAAAACUUUUUUCAUGACAAACAUGUGUAGCGAGGAUCAGAGAGCUUAAGAAGCAUCACGAUGGGAUUAUUUGUGGAUUAACAUGCACUGUACCUGAAUGUCUUAUUUUCCAAGGCAACAGGAAAAGAAUAUCAUUGCCAUUAUGAUCCCAAGACUUGGGUUAAUGAUUGGGGAGCUGAAGGCAACAGCCACUGCCUUGCAAGAUGCUAUUAACAAGCUCCAACAUGAAUACAAACGUCUUAGCCAGAUCACCAUUGGAUCUGGAGAUGAAGAACAGGAUCCUAACAAGCUUUCCACAUCAGAGCAAAAACUGGUCAGGCUCUGCUCCAGGAAUAGGAGAUGCCUUUCUAGACUAAUGGCAGUAGAGUGGGAUGCAGACAAGAAAUCAGAAUCUAGCUCCAUUGUAUCUUCAGAAUUGAGCUCUGAGGAUAUAUCACCAUCAUCAGACCCACUGGAUUCAGAUGAAUCAACCGACUCUCCUCCUAAUGGCCCUACUAGGAGGGAAUACACCAGAGAGUACAGUCUCAGGGACUCUGGAAAUGGGGAUUCCGGCGACUCUGGGAUCUACCGUCGGGACUCCGACAGGUCUCACAAAUUGGACACCUCAAAUUGUGGUGACUUGGACACAAUUAAUGAGGAAGAUUUGUCAGCAAUAAUGAGGCCAAAGACCAUUGUUACCGACCUGGAAACAUGUAAAGAUUUUGUGCAGAGUUUGGCUGAGCAGGUGCAGGCUAUGCAGGAGGCAUUGAGAAAGAGCAAAGAUGAUUUGUUAGAAGUAGAUGAAGAAGAGUUAGAAGAAGAAAGAGAUAUGGUUGUAGAUGGUAUGGAAGAAGUUGUGAAGCAUGAUAAUGAUAGAGUUCCAGAGGUUGAAGAUAUCUAUGAGACAACACCAAUGGUUGAGGUCAGGGUCAACUCAGAGAGAAAUGAAGGACACCAGCAUGAUGGACAUCAAAAUGGAGGAAAUAUUUUCUGGGAAAGUGAACCACUCUCAGUCAGAGAGCGUGUCAUGCAGAUUGACAGGGCUACGCUCGGACGGGAACACCGGUUGUCAUAUAGAGGGCGCUCCUCUCCAAUAGAAAGAGAUUCCUAUGCCAGUCGGGAGUCUCAUUUCAGCCUUCUCAGUCAUGAAUCACACAGCAGUCACCUGUCGAGAGGCAGUCAAGAAUCGCAUCAAAGUCUGAAAUCAUCGCUGGAUUCCCAUGCUAGCCAUGCUUCCUUUGGUCAUCAUGAACUACACGGAACCUUUGACUUGCCAGGUAUGAGGGAGUCAUAUAGCAGUCAUGGGUCAAAUAAGAGUUAUGAUUCCAAGAGCAGUAGUCUUGUCAAUGGCGAUCACAGUCCCAUCCCAAAACGUAUCUCAAAUGAGAGUCAACCCAGGGAUAGGUCACGUGGUACACCUAGUCCUCCACCAUCAAAAUUUACCAAUGGGCCAUUGAGGUCAAGCAAUCCUGUAAAUAAUGUACAAAAAAUCACUAAUGGUACAACCAGUCAAUCCAAUACGAACGGUACUUCAGGUAAACCCAGACCGCCUGCCAGGCAGAACAUCCCACCAACAAAACCCAUUCCUCCUGCAAGACCAAAUGGGAUUACUAAAAUGAAUGGACAAUCACUUCCUAAUGGGGUAGUCAAGCCAGCAAGGACAAGUGGUCCACCCAUUAGGAGUACACCAACCAGUCAGGUUGUGGAUGAUGGUGGAUAUGAGACACCUAUCCAAUGCAAACCUAUUCCACCUGCACGUAAUAUGGCUGGCCAGAAGCAAAGAUCAUCACAUGUGCAAGCAGACUACGAGGAAGUUAUUCAAUUACCUGGAAAUGUCUGUGAUAAUCAAACUACCGGUCUGUGUGUUCGGACCUCUAAGAAAGACGACUAUAUUCAUGUGUCUUCAACCUACGAAGUGACCGACAUUCAAGCCACUGGAAAUCAACCAAGCCGUAACGAUAGUGACAAAAGCACAAACGGCACCAGUAACGGUGUCCAGAGGACUGUCGCAGAAGAGGGCGCCAUUUAUGAGUUCCCUCCUGAUACAUGUCUUGAGGAAGAAGUGCCUCGGCCUGUAUCUGCAAUGGAAGAGGAGCCUCCUAAAGAAUGCUUUGAGGAACAUAUCCCACCCGAACCAGUAAUAUACAAGUAUGAUGGACCUGAGGUGUUUGGAGAUAAUAUCAAAACAGAACCUGCUAGAUUUGAGGAGAGAGAUGCCAUCAAGAAAUGGGAUCCGGUACCACUACUGCGAGAACUCUAUUCCAAUGUUCAGCGACACAAGGACCAAACGACGGGUCAGAGGUACUCCAGGAAUGAUUCUAGUCCUAAGUCUAAUAGAGCAGGUGAGAUCAGCAUGGAGGGGUACAUGGAAAAACUACCAAUGGGAAGAAGGAGGGCAUCACUCAUCAAGAAAUGGAAGAAAAGAUACUUCAGAGCUAAGGCAGGGAAUCUUUUCUAUUAUGAGGAUCACAAGGCCAAGAAGUCACUAGGAUAUAUUCAUCUGAUAGGAGGCAAGGUCACAGAGAUCAGUAACAAGGUCUUAGAAGUAACAGAUAUGAGAGGUAGAGUACUGCUACUGAGAUGUAAUAGUAAAAUGGAGUUUGAAGAUUGGAAGAAUAUCUUGACAGCAGAGACUGGUGCAUUUGUACCUAAGUCUAACAUUGCCCCUCCUAUCAGCAAGAGAGUAUUGGUAGUUGAUCUAGGUGGUUCAUCAGUCAGGGCAGGUGUGUUAUCAGAAUCCGAGACCCCCUACCCUCAGGUGUUCUUUCCUUGUGUAGCUGCCACACAGGGUAGAAGUAAGGACAAGACAGCAUAUGGAUUUAAUGCACUAGCACCAGAUUGCAGGGCUACCUCCAAACUUCAUUUUCCUUUCAGGAAACAGGCCAAACUAGAACAGUUCAAGCUGAACAUGUCAAUCACAGAAGGUCUUCUGGAAACGGCAUUCUCUGAGCUGUGUGUAGAUCCUAUCGCAUACACAGUGCUUGUCAUUGUACCAUUCUACAUGGGACCAAAAAUGACUGAGAAGCUGGUUGAAAUGAUUUUUGAUCGUUUCAAUGUCGAGGGAAUCCUUGUCCAAGAGCAGGCGUUGAUGGCACUCUACUCUUACAAGGCUACCUCAGGCAUUGUGGUUAACAUUGGUGAAAGGGUAGAUAUUGUGCCCAUUGUGGAUGGUUACAUUGUGGAGAAAGGGGUGUACAGGUUACCGUUUGGAGGGAGACAGAUCACAGAACAUCUCACCAGGCUCCUUACAGAGACAGGACACAGAUUGUUCUCUGAGGUGGAAAAGUACAUUGGAAGAUUGUUGAAAGAAAAGGCCUGUUUUGUAGCCCAAGACUACCAUGCAGAGUUGAAAUUUUGCUCACUGGAUCCAGAAUUGUGCAGCACUUAUCUUGACUUGGAUAAAUAUGAUGUACCAAAUGGAACAGGGACUAUCAAGUUGGAUUACUCUCGAUUCCGAUGCACUGAAGGUCUUUUUCAUCCAGAAGUAUGGGGCAAGGAUCAUCCUGGUCUACAUACAUUGGUCUACAAUGCCAUUCAAGCAUGUAACAUUGAACAGAGGAAAACAAUGGCCAAGAGCAUCUACCUAUGUGGAGGUACAACCUUAUUACCAGGGAUUGCCGAGAGACUAAGAACAGAACUAACAAAGAUGCUACCUAAGAGUACACUCGUCAAGGUGCAUGCUGCACCAGAGCGAUACCAUGCAGCAUAUAAUGGAGCCAAUGUUCUAGCACCUCUCUCUGCAUUUGAUAACAUGUGUAUUACUAAGGAAGAGUGGCGACAACUAGGACCAACAAGUCUUACAAAGUGGACAACAUCAUAGACAACAUAACUUGUAUGAAAGCUGCUCUUAUGAUUAUUCAUUCUUUGCCUAGUGAAAUUUUAUCCCUGGGGAGUUUCAUCAAUAUUCAUCACCUUAGGAACUCUUAAAUCUGACACCUACAUUAGAAGAAACCAUUGGUUUUGAUUAGCCGGGAUUUGAGAAACACUGGUGUCUGACUGUUACUAUGUCAACUGUAAGAGAAUGAUAACCUGUCAAUGCUGAUGUCCAGCUCAAAAAUAUAAGAGGAUUAUAAUGCUCAAUUAUUACAAAACAACAUCUUGAAUGAAUAUAAUACUCGGAUAGUAUGUGAAGUAACUUUUGUAAUAAUUAUAUAAUAGAUUAGAAUUUGAGAUUUUUUUACAAAUAUAGCAUUUAUUUUUUUUAUUUUGAUAAUGGAUGAAAGAAAGCUACAUGAAAUGAAGAGGAAGUACAUUUUCUGAAAAUACAAACUGACAGUGAUUGUAACAGCUAUUGGAGUUAUAAGUUUCUUGCUUCUCUUUUGAGAAAAAUAAUGUAAAAUGAUACCUUUUAAUAGCAAUACUUCUUAUAAAUUGUUCAAUAUUUAAAAGUUCAUGACAGAAAAUAUUAUGCCUGGUGUAGUACAUGUGUAUUAUAUUUGUAAUAUGUAUAUAGUUUUGACCUGAAUUUUUAUCAUUUUGGUAUUUUAGGAAAACGAUAUGGAAACUAGUCAAGAUUGUCUAGAUCUACCUAAAUUUCUCAAACAUUUCUCAAAAUGGUUUUAAAAAAGGUCUAUGAAUGAUUUAUCCCUUUAUUGCUGUUUUUUUUUAUUGGAUACUUAUUUCAACUUAUAAUGAAACAAAUGAAUCUUGAACCUGCUUCAAGUAAUUGACUAUUAAAGUUUAUUUUCAAAUAAAUACAAUUUAUGAGUGUCACUUAUAAUUGUAGUAUUAGCAACGAAGUGUAUAUUUUUGUAAAUAAAGAGACGUGGUUAAUGUAUAGUGAAGACACAUUUAUGACCCCAUAUUCUAUUUUGUAUACAAAUGCUUUAUCAUGUACAUAGUUGUAAAUAGUUAAUAGAAUAUGAAUGCCAGCCAGUAUGUAGAUACAAAUAUGUGCCUUCCAAACUAUAUUUGGAGAUGCUUUUGUAGAAGACCUAUUUUAAUGCUUGUUUUUCUUACUUUGACCAGAUUUUUCAAGAAGUUUGUAAAUCACAGAUUGCAUCCAGAAUGUCUGAGAGAUCAAAUUUAGUACUGAGUUUUAAAGUUUAUGUUCACGAUUGAUUGAUUGUGAAUAAAGCAAAGUUGUAUGAAGUCUUUUAGAUGGAAUUUUUUUAUUCUAAGUGUAUUGAAAUAAACUUGUAGUAUUGUACAGAAAAGAAAUUAAAAACAUGCACUCAAAUAUUUGGUUUAUUUCACUAUCCCAAAUGUAGCUUUGCAUUCAAAAUGCACUAUUUUUAUUCAUUUUCUAUAAUCAAAGUCCAUCCUGAUGUAAAUUGAUUUUGGUAAAAGUAGAAAAAUGAGAUAAACUCAUGACAAACUUUAACAAAAAUCCAUAAAAAAACACAACAAGAGUUGUGAAUCCUUGAAAUUCUAAUAAUGUGAUGUCACAUGUAGACAUCUCCUUUAUAAUAUGUAAUGUAAACAUCCUAAAUGAUAAUUUCAAUAAACGAUUUCAAAAAAAAUUAUGUAAUCCUUUCUAUGGAAUAGAAAUAACUCGUCAUGAACCAUUAAAAAGUGCAAUUUUAAAAAAUUAUUUUACAUGACUUACUGAGCAGCUUCGUUGUGAUGUGCCAUCACCAAAAAUGAUAACUUCAAAUAUCAAUAAUUCUAUUAUUGUAUGUUGGAUUCUUUGCCAAACCAUUAGUAAUAUUCUCUCAUUUUUCUGCUAUUAUCAAAACUUGAAGUCAGGGUAGACUUUCCCUGUCAUCAUACAUGUAUUCUAGCUUUCAAACUAUUCCUACAUAUGCAAAUUUUCACUAUUUAUAGUUAGUGUAUUACAAGAGCUUUUCUUAUUAAUCACUGAAAUGUUAUCUUCACAUUGGUUUUUAUAUCAGCAAUAUAGAAUCAAUUUUUUUGUGUUUUAUUAUGUAUUUCUUUUCUGUUUGCUGGAAUAUGGUCUCUCUGGAGAAAUUCUACUUUCUGAAUCAUUUUAUUCCUUUAUAUUGAAGAAACACAGUAUGUUUCGGAAUGUAACAAAAGCAACAGCAAUAAAGGAUAGGUAUAUUCAUAUUUGUCUAUAUUUUUUCUUGAUAAUCUAUCUCGAUAUUGAAUAAUUCUUAGAAAGAACAAACUUUUCAACAUUUUAUAUAUUGUCUCUUGCAAAUUACAAAAACAAUUAAUUCUCACUGUACUGUAUACUUAUGUGAAGUUUAUUAGAUGAUCUGCUUUGAAAGCAGUAAUAGUGAAUUAAUAUAAAUGUAUGAACAGAUUUUUAUAUUAUAUAAAUGUAUCACCAUGUGCAAUUAGUUUCACACUCAUUUUUAUUGCAAUAGAUAUUUUGUAUGUAUUCAUUUUUGCUUAUCCCUUAUCAUUUUGAGCUUUAGUAUAACACGAUCAAAUUAUGAAUUUUAUCAUAAAGCUGGACUUUUCUAUAUAUUUGUUAAUGUGAGCAGUUUUGAAUUUUUAAUAAUAGCUGAUGAUUAAAUAACUCAUAUGUGAUAGUAUCUUUAUCCCAGAGUGUUCAUAAAUAUAUUUGAUGAAAGUCUUUUAUGGAUAAUGAAUGUAUUGAUAGUCAAAACAAUGAUCACUGCAAUAAUAAAGA